GGGGAGCGGGGCGGGCAGCACGGUCCAGCCGCGCAGGCCGGGCCCGCAGCCGGCGGCAGGUGCUCCCAGCGCGCCUGCGGGCUCCUGCCGCGAAGUUUGCGGGCGGGAGGAGGAGGAGGAGGAGGAGGGAGCCGCGGCGGGACUGCAGCAGCCGCGCUGGAGAUGCCGCUGAGGAGCCUCCUGCCAGUGGCGGGGCUGCGGCAGCGCCGCUGAACCCGCGCUGGCCGCCGGGGCCCCUCGUCCUCCGGGGACGGAAGGGACCGAGCCGGCCACUCCGCGCCACUGAGAGGGUUCGCCUCUUCCCAGGGUCCGGCUCCGGCUCCUCGGGGGUUCUGCCCUUCGCUGCCGCCGGGGCUGCGGUCGUGCAGCCCUGCCCCGCUCCCGGCCCCGCCGCUGCCGCCCGCCCCCCCGCGCCGGCCGGGCGGGUCGGUGCCCGCUGCCCCCGCAGCCCCCACGGCUGCAUGCCCGCCGCGGUCUCGGCACGUCUGGAUUCGGUGGAGUCCUGGGCCUUCCAUGCGCUGCUGGUGCUGCCCUAUAUGUUUUACGUGGGCUUGUUCUUUGUCAACGUGCUGAUCCUGUACUAUGCCUUCCUGAUGGAGUACAUCGUCCUCAAUGUAGGCAUCGUCUUCCUGCCCGAGGAUAUGGACCAGGCUCUGGUGGAUCUGGGGAUGCUCUCCGACCCUGGUUCCGUGCUUUACGAGACGGACAGCGAGCUGGAUGUCUUUGACGGGUACUUGGAGUGACGCCCCGGGGCGCUCCGACGCGACCGAGCGGUGCCGCCGCCUGGCCCGGGGCCGGGCGUCCCGGCAUGGCCGGAGCUCGGGGGCCGCCGCGGCCCCGGGCUGCCCUCGCUGCGUCCCGGCUCCUCCUGCGCAGCAUCUUCCCUUCCGAAUGACACCCUUCCCGCCCGGUGCAGGGGCCAGAGGGGCAGCCGGGACCCGCUGCCACCGGGCAGGCCCGCGGAGACCUUGCCAGGGAAAUUCAUUAAACACCUGACAUGGAUUAUGACCAGGGUAAUGGAUCAAGUCCUGGAAAGAAACUGUGCUCUGAAAUGUGGAGAUGGAAAUAAGGACAAGAGAACAACAGGAAGAGUUGUCACCAGACCUUGUCAGUUGUGACUUCUUUUCAAGGUCUUUGCCUCUUGAGGGUGCACUAACUGCAGUGACUCAUGCACCAUGCUGGGCUUCCAUGGGUAAUUCUGGGAUGGACUGUAUGAAAAAUAAGAUAAACUACGUUCCAUUAUAACAGAAAAUCAAGAUGUUACUCAGAUUUGAUAAACUUUUGAAUAAAUACCAUGUCACCCAAGUGGACACGCUCUACAUAUAGCUUAAGAGGGUUUUACAAUCACACAUUGAAAACUCUACCAGCCAGUAGUUCAAAGGCAGUGCUUUCUCAGGGGAUAACAUGCAGGAGUGACUGCAAGGAGGUUCUGUUCAGGGAGUAUAACGGAAAGAACUGUGCUAGGAAGAUAUUUUAUUUAAAUUGUGAGUUUUGAAAUAGAUCAGAGAGUGAAUUUUAUAUAAGUCAGAUGGAUUCAUUAUCUAACACAGAAUACUUGGCAGAUUGUUUAAGCUCAUGUUCCUGUGUACAGAUGUGAAAGCAAUACAAUAAAGACCGAUCUUUUCCAUGAAAAAUUA
Molecule: messenger RNA, 1637 nt
Organism: Pseudopipra pipra
Lineage: Eukaryota; Metazoa; Chordata; Aves; Passeriformes; Pipridae
Gene: DEXI
Product: Dexi homolog
Exons: 2
Coding region: 462-743 (93 amino acids)
Source: RefSeq, a predicted model, not a curated record